GAACAUCUGCGCGGGACGAGGGGCAGGGACUGAGCAGGGAAUGCCCACCCUUGCCGGAGUCUGCCUUGCAGAAGCCACGUUUGUCUUUCCAUUACAACAAGGAAAUAUUCUGUGUUCGUGUGCUUUGAAAAUGUCUGAAAAUUCCAGUGACAGUGAUUCAUCUUGUGGCUGGACCGUCAUCAAUCACGAGGGUUCUGACAUAGAGACAGUGACCUCAGAAAAUGGAAGCACAAAUGAUAACCAUGAGUUUGUUUCAGAAGAAUAUGUUUCUUUGCAAGAAGAGGAGCAGGCAAUUGAUUUGCAAGCUCAGUGCAACAAUGAUGAAGAGAUCCCAGCAGUAGAUAAUACUCUAUCUGGUUUUGAGGAAACUCAGACAGUUCCAGAGGGAAGUAAAGAAAAAGUUCCUGAUGAUGGGUCCUGCAUUGGAACUAUUAGUGAUGAUUCUGACAUUGUUACACUUGAAGCUCCAAAACCAGAAGAAACUCAGAGUCAGGAGGAAGCUCCAGCUGAUGGUGAAGAAGCUCAGAGUUCAGAGGAUUUUAACAUGGGUUCCUCCUCUAGCAGUCAAUAUACAUUUUCCCAUGUAGAAACUGUUUUCUCAUCGCAGGCCAGCCCCGAAGAGUCCAGCAGCGAUGAAGGCAGCAGCCAGUGCAGCCCCGCCGUGCGCAAGCGGCGCCCGCGGAAGCGCGGGGUGUCGAGCUCCGAGCCCGAGGCGGCUCCGGGCGAGCCCGCGGCGGAGCCGCCCCGGGAGGAGCAGCACAAGCGCCAGUUCAGCAGCGGCCUGAACAGAUGCAUCAUCCUGGCGCUGGUGAUAGCCAUCAGCAUGGGCUUCGGGCACUUCUAUGGUACAGUACAGAUCCAGAAAAGGCAACAGCUGGUGACAAAGACACGUGAAUUAAAAGAUAUGAAGGAUGACCUUUACCAGUGCCAAAAAGAGCAGGGAGACCAAGUGCACCACAAAGUGGGGUCACCCAAGGGAGAUCUUGCCACAUGUUUGACCUUUACUGAGGAGAAGAAAUCCUUUGAUUCUCAAAAAAAAAGUCUUGCUGCAGAAAAUCAGCACUUAAGAGAAUCUCUAGAGAAGGAAGAAAAAGCUUUGGCCUCACUUCAGGAAGAAUUAAGGAAGCUAAGACAACAAAUUAGAAACUUAGAAGAUAAAGGUAGUAGCACUGAAUCUAUUGUAAUAGAAAAUCAGAAACUAAGGGAGCAUUUGGAAGAGGAAAAGCAAAGGAACAGCAAUUUUCUCAGGCAAAAGGAAACACUCUUUGCAGAGGCACAGAUGUUAAGGCGAGAACUGGACAAAGAACGUCAUGUUACAGAAGCUCUGAAAAAAGAACUAGAAAACUUAAGUUCUCAUCAGACUCCUGACAGUGCUAGUGAUGAUGAUGAUGAUGAUGAGACAUUAAGAGAAAAUCAAGAAAUAGAAACUCUGCGAGGAAGACUGGCAGAACUAGAAAAAAAGCUAAACUUUGAGCAACAACGCUCUGACUUAUGGGAGAAGCUGUAUGUUGAAGCAAAAGACCAGUCUGAAAAACAAGAAAUUAAUGAAAAUGGACAAAAGAAAGGCGCUAAAGGGCAAAGUAAAAGUAGAAAGAAAUCAAAGGACACAUUUUUUGGUUCAGUUAAAGAAACUUUCGAUGCUAUGAAGAAUUCCACAAAAGAGUUUGUAAGACACCAUAAAGAAAAGAUUAAGCAGGCUAAAGAAGCAGUGAAAGAAAACUUGAAAAAAUUCUCUGAUUCUGUAAAGUCUACAUUCAGACACUUCAAAGAUACCACGAAAAACAUCUUCGAUGAAAAAGAGAAGUCAUCAAGUGAUAGAAGGUACGAGGCAAACAAGAAAGCUCGAACUUUUUACCAAGACCAUAACUCCUAUGAGAAUCUGAAGCACAUGCAUUACAGGGGACCUCACAUGCCAAAGGAGCCCAGAAAUGGAAGAAAACAUCAUUUUACAACAUUUGGAAAAGAUUCAGAUUCCCAGAAAUGUCUCAAUGAUCAUUUGUGUAAUAGAAAACAUCAGUUUGCCCUAAAGGGCUGCUCUGGUAUUUUUGAAUGUGCUCAUCAAGAAUUCAUUAGUCUCUUUAACAGAGUUUCGGAUCCCAUCAGGGUGGAUGAAUUUAAUCGGCUAAUGAGAAAGUAUUUGCAACAAGUUGUACAUAACUUUCAUCACUGGAGAGAACUAGAAAAUUUCAUCAAUAAGUUUUUUCAUAAUGGAUUGUUUAUACAUGACCAGAUGCUGUUCACUGAUUUUGUUAAUGAUGUCAAGGAUUACCUGGAAGAUAUGAAGGAAUACCAAAGUAAUAAUGAAAAGGUUUUUGAGGAUUUGGACAAAUACGUCUACAGAUACUACUUCCAUUAUGAUAAUUCACCUCAGUAUGGACCCAGUCGACCUAAAAGACCUUUUACACAAACUGAAAAUUCCAGACAUGAAAAACAAGCUCAGAAGUACCAACACCGUAAUAAAAGAGAAGGUAAAUGGCAUAAACAUGGUCGCACUAAUGGAAGACACAUGGCAAAUCUUGAAAUAGAAUUGGGGCAACUACCCUUUGAUCCAAAAUAUUGAGUAAUUUAUUGUAAAAAUUAAGAUUAAAAUUCACAUACUCUCUGGAAACUAAUUGGUUUUCAACAAAGCAGCAGGAUGCAAGUUUUUUUCUGAAUAAUUUGAUUUUUACACAUUUUUGUUAACAGGCAGAAGUCAGGCUUUCUAAUUUGCAUAUUCUGUACCGUUGCUUUUACUGUUCUUUGGAAGUGCAGAUAGUUUGGGUUGCCAGCAGUAUUGUUGCAGAAACUAGGCAUGCCAUGACCUAUGUAUGAAAAAAUGCUUAAUUGCAUUCCAUUAGUGUAGUUAAAGCUUGAGCCAUGCAUAAUGUACCAACUACUAACUCUAAUGUUUGAUAUACUAACUUCAUCUCAUCCUUCAAAAAAUAGGUCAACAUUGUGGUAAUGUAUUUGUUAGUGUUUUGUAACCUUAUAUUUGCUUCCUGUCUUUGGGGGGGGUUCAAGAGCCUGCUGAAUUGUGAAGAAUUUGCUGUGCUGCAUUCUAAUCAGCGUGCUGAUUUAAACACUUGAAAUGUUUUGCAUAUCUGCAUAUUGUAGAAGAAAAAUAAAAUACACAUUGUGGGUAAAAGUCUUUAUUUAUAAAAGAAACUUAGCAUAUCUAUACAGUA
This is a messenger RNA of Cinclus cinclus, 3164 nucleotides long. It is a transcript of the gene CCPG1, whose product is annotated as cell cycle progression 1. Gene Ontology annotation, cellular component: membrane. The transcript is spliced from 9 exons. The record is from RefSeq and is a predicted model, not a curated record. The coding region runs from base 41 to 2560 and encodes 839 amino acids. NCBI's taxonomy places the organism in Eukaryota, Metazoa, Chordata, Aves, Passeriformes, Cinclidae.